This is a messenger RNA of Mycotypha africana, 1225 nucleotides long. RefSeq names its product camp-dependent protein kinase 1. The coding region runs from base 6 to 1202 and encodes 398 amino acids. Gene Ontology annotation, biological process: peptidyl-serine phosphorylation. The record is from RefSeq and is a predicted model, not a curated record. The transcript has 5 exons. Gene Ontology annotation, molecular function: ATP binding; cAMP-dependent protein kinase activity. Gene Ontology annotation, cellular component: cAMP-dependent protein kinase complex; nucleus. Lineage: Eukaryota; Fungi; Mucoromycota; Mucoromycetes; Mucorales; Mycotyphaceae.
AGAAUAUGGAGAUAGAUGCCGUCACUCCGGAUCAACCGCGUCAGCAGCAACAACAACAACAACAACAACAACAACAAUCACAACAAUCACAAUCAAGUCAAGCACAGACAUCACGACCCAGAAACGAGCCUAUGCAACAGUCGCAAACAGCUCAACAACCUGAAAUGAAACAAGAAAAUGCCCGUGCUUCCUUAAGAAAUAGAUAUCAACAAUACGACCAAGCCAUUAUGGAACAACGAAAAAACCGACCCAAACUCAAACUAGACGAUUUCCAUUUACUCCGUACAUUGGGUACCGGUUCGUUUGGCCGGGUGCAUCUAGCACAGUCGCGACACAAUGGUCGCUAUUAUGCGAUCAAAGUUCUGAAAAAGACAGAGGUAGUGCGACUAAAGCAAGUAGAGCAUACCAAUAAUGAAAAACAUAUCUUGGAAGCGGUGGCCAAUCCCUUCCUGGUGAACCUGUGGGGUACUUUCCAAGAUGAUGCCAAUUUGUACAUGGUACAGGAUUUUGUACCUGGUGGUGAAUUGUUCAGUGUCCUAAGAAAAAGCAAGAGAUUCCCAGAUCAUGUUGCAAAGUUCUAUGCCGCUGAAGUCAUUCUCGCUCUUGAAUAUCUUCAUAAAAAAGAUAUUGUGUAUCGUGAUUUGAAGCCUGAAAACUUACUGCUGGAUGCCAACGGUCAUAUUAAAAUUACUGAUUUUGGAUUUGCUAAACUUGUCCCAGACAUUACCUGGACCUUGUGUGGCACGCCUGAUUAUUUAGCUCCCGAAGUCAUUCAAUCGAAAGGUUACAGUAAAGCGGUGGAUUGGUGGAGCUUGGGUAUUUUGAUAUUUGAAAUGUUGGCUGGUUAUCCACCUUUUUACGAUGAUGAUCAUUUGAAACUGUAUGAAAAGAUUUUACAAGGCAAGAUUCGCUGGCCAUCCUAUUUCGACCCAAACGCGAAGGAUUUACUUACACAUCUGCUUACUUCGGAUUUAUCACGUCGUUAUGGUAAUCUGAAGAACGGAGCUGCCGAUAUCAAACAACAUGCUUGGUUUCAUGGAGUGGACUUUGAUCGCGUGGCCAAUCGACAAAUUAGAGCACCGUACAUACCACAAAUACGUGGUGAUGGUGACGCUAGUCAUUUUGAUAGAUAUCCAGAGACCAAUGAACAAUAUGGUGCGCCUGCCGAUGACCCCUAUAGAGAGAAAUUCCCAGAUUUUUAACAAAAAAAAAAAAAAAAAAGAAA